Molecule: messenger RNA, 1710 nt
Organism: Candida tropicalis MYA-3404
Lineage: Eukaryota; Fungi; Ascomycota; Pichiomycetes; Serinales; Debaryomycetaceae
Gene: VAC8
Product: protein anchor
Exons: 1
Coding region: 1-1710 (569 amino acids)
Biological process (GO): nucleus-vacuole junction assembly; vacuole inheritance
Cellular component (GO): fungal-type vacuole membrane
Molecular function (GO): protein-membrane adaptor activity; protein binding
Source: RefSeq, a predicted model, not a curated record
AUGGGUUCUUGUUGCAGUUGUUUAGGAAACCGCGGAGGCGAUGGAAGUCAAACUCAAUUGUUACUUGCCGAGAAUGAAAGAGAAGCCAUUUCAGCAUUGUUGCAAUACUUGGAAAACCGUUCUGAUGUUGACUUCUUUAGUAAUGGUCCAUUGCGUGCUUUGAGUACUUUGGUUUACUCGGAAAAUAUCGACCUACAAAGAAGUGCGGCAUUGGCAUUUGCUGAAAUUACCGAAAAGGAUGUUAGAGAAGUCAAUAGAGAUGUCUUGGAACCAAUUUUAAUUUUAUUACAACUGACUGAUUCUGAAGUUCAACGUGCCGCAUGUGGCGCUUUGGGCAAUUUGGCCGUUAAUACUGAAAACAAAAUCUUGAUUGUCGAAAUGGGUGGUUUAGAACCUUUGAUUAGACAAAUGAUGUCAACCAAUAUUGAAGUCCAAUGUAAUGCCGUUGGUUGUAUAACCAACUUGGCCACUCAAGAUGACAAUAAAUCAAAGAUUGCCAAAAGUGGAGCUUUAAUUCCAUUGACGAAAUUGGCCAAGUCUAAAGAUAUUAGAGUACAAAGAAACGCGACUGGUGCAUUAUUGAAUAUGACACAUUCUGGUGAAAACAGACAAGAGUUGGUAAAUGCCGGCGCUGUUCCAGUUUUGGUAUCAUUGUUAUCCAAUGACGAUGCCGAUGUUCAAUAUUACUGUACAACCGCGCUUUCGAAUAUUGCUGUUGAUGAAGUUAAUAGAAAGAAAUUGGCAAGCACUGAACCUAAAUUAGUGAGUCAAUUGGUUCAUUUAAUGGAUUCCCCAUCCCCUCGUGUUCAAUGUCAAGCUACUUUGGCAUUGAGAAAUUUGGCUUCUGAUUCGGGUUAUCAAGUUGAAAUUGUCCGUGCCGGUGGCUUGCCACAUUUGGUGCAAUUGUUGACUUGUAACCACCAACCUUUGGUGUUGGCUGCUGUUGCUUGUAUAAGAAACAUUUCCAUUCAUCCAUUGAAUGAAGCAUUGAUUAUUGAAGCAGGCUUCUUGAAACCAUUAGUUGGAUUAUUAGAUUACACCGAGUCGGAAGAAAUUCAAUGCCAUGCGGUUUCAACAUUAAGAAAUUUGGCUGCUUCAUCAGAAAAGAAUAGAACUGCUUUAUUAGCUGCUGGUGCAGUCGAUAAAUGUAAAGAAUUGGUAUUGAAAGUGCCUCUUACAGUCCAACUGGAAAUUUCUGCUUGUUUUGCAAUUUUGGCAUUGGCUGAUGAUUUGAAACCAAAAUUAUAUGAAAGCCAUAUCAUCGAUGUAUUGAUUCCUUUAACUUUCAGCGAGAAUGGUGAAGUUUGUGGUAAUUCUGCUGCUGCUUUGGCUAAUUUGUGUUCACGUGUUUCCAACGACCACAAGCAAUACAUUUUAAACAACUGGUCACAACCAAAUGAAGGUAUUUAUGGAUUCCUUAUUAGAUUUUUAGAAAGUGGUAGUCCAACUUUUGAGCAUAUUGCUUUGUGGACAAUCUUGCAAUUAUUGGAAUCUAAUAAUAAUGAAAUCAAUUCUCUAAUCAAAGAAAAUGAAACUAUUUUAGCUGGCAUUAAGAAUUUAAGUGCAUCUCAACAACAAAUUCAACAAUCACAAAUUAGUCAAGGAAAUAACGAGAAUGGUGAUAAUAAUAACAAUAACGAUGAUCAAUUCGAAGAUCCAAAAGUUGAACUAUUUAAUUUGACUCAACAAAUUUUGCAAAUUUUGGGAUAA